Rubroshorea leprosula is the source of this 737-nucleotide messenger RNA. Lineage: Eukaryota; Viridiplantae; Streptophyta; Magnoliopsida; Malvales; Dipterocarpaceae. The record is from the annotation of a GenBank genome assembly.
GUCCCGCGCACCUGCCUCGCACCAGAUCCUCUCCUCUGCGCCCAGAUCCCGAACCAUCAUGCCCCUACGCCCCUGCUGCUGCACCGAACCAGCCCUUGCCGUCUGCUACGCCGAACCCCACGUUGCUUGCACACCUGCACUCUGCGCCAGCAAUCAUGCCCUCUGCACCGAGUCAUGCCCCUGCCUCUGCUCGCUACAGUACAUGCCAGAAAAUCUUCAUCAUUAUUGAUUGACAGAGCAAGGCCUUUUUUCAUUAUUUAUUAUUUAUUUUAUCUUUUAUUUGGGUAUAUAUAUAGAAAAAAAAAUCAGAUUGAAGAGGGGGUCGGUAUUGAUUUUAGGGGGUUGGUUUUGGGUAUUGAUUUUGGGUCUGUUUGCUGGGAGUCUCGUCUGAGUUUUGAGAGCAGAAGAAGGAAAUUCUGAGGAGAAGAGUGGGGGUCUUUUGCUGGUUGAUUUUGGAGUUUAGUUUAGAAAGAAGGUCGACUCUGCUCGCUGGAGGUGGGAAAACAAAAGUGUAUUCUUGCUUUAGGUAAUCUCCUGAACAGAGGGAUUUUUGGGAAGGGGUAGUGAAGGAGACGAACGGAGCCUGGUCCCGUGGGUGGGAUCCCUCCCUUCCGAUCUGGAUCUACCUCCACCUAAAAAUUUCGCCGUGGGUGUUUCUGUUAUUUUCUGUUAAUUUUGUUUAGAUCUGGGUUUAAGUUUGUAUGUGUUUCGUUGGAAAAUGAAUGAAAAAUCGAAAA